Molecule: messenger RNA, 1122 nt
Organism: Drosophila bipectinata
Lineage: Eukaryota; Metazoa; Arthropoda; Insecta; Diptera; Drosophilidae
Gene: p23
Product: p23
Biological process (GO): protein folding; chaperone-mediated protein complex assembly
Cellular component (GO): nucleus; cytosol
Molecular function (GO): protein-folding chaperone binding; Hsp90 protein binding
Source: RefSeq, a predicted model, not a curated record
AAGUUAAGAAGGCGACGAAACACUGGCAACGGGCCCCCUAGUCAUCUUACUUUGUACCCCUCAUUUGUCAGCUGAAAAUUGCCUUUUUUGUACCGAAAACGUACAAAAGUACGGCUCUGUUAGCAAUAAAGUAUCAAAGUAGCGAUCCGCAGAUUCUAUAACAACAAAAUGUCGUCAGCAGGUCUGAUUCCGCCUCCCAUUUCAUGGGCCCAGCGCAAUGAAUUGAUUUAUGUCAUUAUUGAUGUAGAGUGCAAGGACAUUGAACACAAAGUGACGGAAAAGAGCUUCACCUUCAAGGGCGUGAACGUGCUAGAUGCGUCAAAGAAGUACGAGGUCACACUUAACUUCCUCCACGAGGUGGACCCCGAGAAGGUUACAAGCAAGAACAUUGGCCGCUGCUUAGAGUUCACAAUAUAUAAGAAGGAGGCAGGACCCUAUUGGCCCUCUUUGACCGCGGAUAAGACCAAGUUGCACUUCCUGAAAGCCAACUUUGCAAAGUGGCGUGAUGAGUCCGACGACGAAGAGGAUCCUAAAGACAACGGAAUGUUCAACAACUUCAUGGGCAGCUCUGGAGGCGACUGGAACAAUAAGUUCGAUGACUUCAACGUCGACGACGAGGAGGAGGAUUCCGACGACAACAUCCCAAGCCUGUCGCAAAAUGAUGAGGAUGAGGAGGAGGGUGCCGAGGGCGAUAAGGAGAAGAAGCCGGCUGCCUAGGCAGUUGUAUUGAUGGUGUCUAGCAUUUUGGCGUAGUCGUAGCGUUAGCCGAGGCGCUUAUACCGUUAAGUCAACACGAACACAAGCCCACUCCUCCACAAUCUCUCAUUUACACUCGUAAAACAUUAAAAAACAUCCACAUACGCAUGAGUGCAUUACUACAUACCACAAUUCCAAACAAAACACAUUUAACUUUAGCUGAAUAUUCGUAUUCGGAGGAGCGAUGUUAACAAGAAGCAACAUAAGGAACAAGAAGAUUUGGCGCCGACAAGGGAAACCCAUAAGUUUUACGCUAGAAUUUAACCAGAGGAAAAGCUACAACCAAUUUAUUGCAAAGUGGUUUGCAAUUUAUUAUUUUUGUUUCCUGUAAAUAAAGGAAAUUACAAUAAAACAUGGAAAACUAAA